CACGAUCAUCGAUUGGGCCAUGCCGUGCGUCGUCAUAGCAAGGUCUGGUUGGGAGCAGAACUCGCCGACCUUCACGACUCGAUCCGGCUCAGCACAUCAGCGCUUAAUUUUCAAAAUAUAUUGGCAACAAACAGCAGGGUUGAGAUACAGCCACGCGGCGAUAGGAUGCCUUUCGGAAACAAGGCCAAAAAGUACUGGAUCGUGCCGCAAGAGUCCCUUGCACCCGACGACCUGGUGCUCGGCAGCAUUCUGAAGAAGCCCAACGACACAAUAGACAUUCUCAACCGCCGCGCGGUCGUGGCAAUCGACCCGGCGCUCAUCAUCCACGAGCGCGAACAAGUCACCAAGAGUCUUAGCGAUGCCCUUGAUUCCGGGUUUGGGGCGGGCAUGAGCGCCUCGUCGGUCCUCGCUGCGGUACUCGGCGCAUCGCCAACGCUCGAGGGGAACUGGGCCACGGGGGUUUCCGACCAGAUCGAGGCGACAAGGGUUCGCGCACAGCAUUUCGCGCCCCCUGCAGACUAUGUAAACAAAGCGCUGCGUACGCCGGAAACGGACAGCUACGUGCGGCAGUCCUUCUUCAGCGCCCCUGUGUACAUGGUCGUUGGGGUCGCGAUAGCAAGCACCUUGACGCGGACGGCAAACGCUUCAGCAGACAGAGGCGGCAAGGUCGGUGUAGGUCUCGGCCCGCCCGGAACGGGCGUCGAAGUGUCUGCCGAGUUGUCGGCGAACAGGAACACCAAGUCCAGCUACCACGACGCCGUCGAGGAGGAUGUCGUGUUGGCGUACCGCCUGCGACGGUUCCGCUACUCCAAGAGGCGGGACGAGUUUGUCAAGAAGGACGAAGACGAAACGAAGCACGCCAGGUACGGGACGGAUGAAGACGGCGCCCCGUCGAGUGACGACGACGACGAAGAUGUCAAUGAAAUUGCCGUUUUCUCAUUUUUCGAUGGCGAGGAUGUUGAGGCUGGCGGGGUUGGCAUGCAAGGGUUUGAGGAACCAGAUGGCGAGGAUGACUCGGAGUCGAGUGAGGACUGAGGAACUGAUAGCAUGCCUUUGGCCGAGGUCCCGACCCGCACGACGUAGCCUUGAAUAAGAGAGCAUACCCUCUGGCAAAUGCUAUGGGACUGGCUAUAGUUGAGCGCUGUGACACGACCCCGAUUAUCGUUAAUACCGACGUGUGGGGGGGUUUGCGGUCGAACGGCUCACAUCAGUCGAAUGUGCCCACCGUUGACUUGAUCAGACUUCAAAUACACAUGCGGCAACACUCACAACGUCAAACCUUGUUUGCUGGCUCGGAUGCGCAUCUCGAAGCCAUCUCCAGCAUAAUGUGGUUGGAAGAGGGUCAAAACGUUCGGGUAGAGCCCUACCACGGUGGUCUCGCAGCUUGAGCGGAGCCUGGAAUCUGUACGAAAAACGACCAGACGUCUAUUGUUUACCAUUCCUCUUUCCCCUAACAAUUGUCUCUCAU
Purpureocillium takamizusanense is the source of this 1468-nucleotide messenger RNA. RefSeq lists its product as uncharacterized. Lineage: Eukaryota; Fungi; Ascomycota; Sordariomycetes; Hypocreales; Ophiocordycipitaceae. The record is from RefSeq and is a predicted model, not a curated record. The transcript has a single exon. The coding region runs from base 166 to 1035 and encodes 289 amino acids.